Gasterosteus aculeatus aculeatus (three-spined stickleback) is the source of this 3456-nucleotide messenger RNA. RefSeq names its product heterogeneous nuclear ribonucleoprotein R. NCBI's taxonomy places the organism in Eukaryota, Metazoa, Chordata, Actinopteri, Perciformes, Gasterosteidae. The record is from RefSeq and is a predicted model, not a curated record. Gene Ontology annotation, molecular function: RNA binding.
UGCCGAGCGCUUGCGUUGUUCGGGCGAGCCGACGACGAGACUAUAGCUGUCUGGAAAUUUGUGUCGUGGUUUAGACUAAAACAUUAUACAUACGGGAUUUUUUUUGUACGCGUGACAAGAUAAUCGUUCCACAUUGUAUCACACGCCUCUGUUAGUGUCCCGAAUUAGACCGUCCCCGAGCCCGCCGUCCUUCUCACGGAGAACACGUUCCGGUGUUUAGCCCGCGCUGCAUUCGUUGCCCAUCUCCAGGACGAUGGCUGCCGCCGAGGUGAACGGCAGCUCCGCUCCCGUGAAGGAGGAAGAGGAGCCCAUGGACGUGACCGCGACGCACACCGAGAACUACCAGACGCUCGUCGACGCCGGGCUUCCUCAGAAAGUAGCCGAAAGUCUAGAUAACAUCUUCCAGACAGGCCUGGUGGAGUAUGUUGACUUAGACGAAAGGGCCAUUGAUGCACUGCGUGAGUUCAAUGAGGAGGGAGCGCUCACUGUGUUGCAACAAUUCAAAGAGAGCGACCUGUCACACGUACAGAAUAAAAGUGCUUUCCUUUGCGGAGUGAUGAAGACUUACAGACAGAGAGAAAAGCAAGGAAGUAAAGUACAAGAGUCCACCAAGGGCCCAGAUGAAACAAAAAUAAAGGCUUUACUGGAGCGGACCGGAUACACCCUGGAUGUCACUACGGGGCAGAGAAAAUAUGGAGGUCCCCCGCCUGAGGACGUGUUCAAAGGAAUCCAACCAGGGAUUGGAACUGAGGUGUUUGUCGGAAAAAUCCCAAGAGAUUUGUAUGAAGAUGAGCUUGUUCCUCUCUUUGAGUCUGCUGGUCCGAUCUGGGACCUCAGGCUAAUGAUGGACCCUCUCUCUGGUCAGAAUAGAGGCUACGCCUUUAUUACCUACUGCAAUAAGGAUGACGCACAAAAGGCCGUGAAGCUUUGUGAUAACCAUGAAAUCCGCCCUGGCAAGUACUUGGGAGUGUGUAUAUCUGUUGCAAACAAUCGCCUGUUUGUUGGAUCAAUUCCAAAGAACAAGACAAGGGAAAGUAUAUUGGAAGACUUUGGGAAAGUUACAGAGGGUCUCCAGGAGGUGAUACUGUACCACCAGCCAGAUGACAAGAAGAAAAACCGCGGCUUUUGUUUCCUGGAGUACGAGGAUCACAAGUCUGCAGCACAGGCCCGCCGCCGCCUGAUGAGUGGCAAGGUCAAAGUGUGGGGUAACCCCGUCACUGUGGAGUGGGCGGACCCUGUUGCUGAGCCAGACCCGGAGGUCAUGGCCAAGGUCAAGGUGCUCUUUGUUAGGAAACUAGCCACAGCAGUGACUGAAGAGCUCCUUGAAAAAACCUUCUCCCAGUUUGGAAAGCUGGAGCGAGUGAAGAAAUUGAAAGACUAUGCUUUUGUCCAUUUUGAAGAAAGGGAUUCUGCUGUAAAGGCAAUGGAUGAGAUGAAUGGGAAGGAACUAGGAGGAGAAGACAUCGAGAUAGUCCUGGCAAAGCCCCCGGACAAGAAGAGGAAAGAGCGCCAAGCAGCUCGUCAGACCACCAGGAAUUCAGGGUAUGAUGACUACUACUACUACCAACCCCCACGCAUGCCCCCACCUGGCCGAGGCAGGGGGCGCGGUGGCCGUGGGGGCUAUGCCUAUCCGUCCGAUUACUACGGAUACGAUGACUACUACGAUGACUACUAUGGCUAUGACUAUCAUGACUACCGUGGCGGCUAUGAAGACCCUUACUACGGCUACGAAGAUGUGUACAGCAUGAGGGGCCGUGGCACCCGUCCCAGCAGGGGCGGACCUCCUCCACCUCGAGCUCGUGGGGCACCCCCGGCAAGAGGGCGGGGGGGCUACGCCCAGAGAGGGCCCCCCCUUGGUGGCCCAAGGGGCGGCCGAGGAGGGCGUGGAGCACCUUUCCAGCCGCAGAGGGGUCGCGGUCCUCGCGGGGCCAGGGGCAACCGUGGCGGUAACGUCGGCGGAAAGAGGAAGGCCGACGUGUUUAACCAGCCUGACUCCAAGCGCCGCCAGACCAACAACCAACAGAACUGGGGGUCCCAGCCCAUCGCCCAGCAGCCUCUGCAGCAGGGGGCCGACUAUUCCGGUGGAGGAGCAUUGAGAGCGGCACCAGUAGAAUGAGGAACUCACCUGAACGGUACUCAAGGGUGAGCUAGCCUUGCACAGAGUACUGUCUCCUCUCCUUUAGCUAUUUGUAGUCACUGGAGAAACACCAGCCAUCAUUUUGCAGUGUUCCUUUUAUUGUUUCCUGGCUAAUUAACUGCACAGCGAAUCAAGCUUGCUAGUGGGUAGCGUGAUCAUUUCCUCGUUUUUCCCAGGAUACGGAGAACACAAGUCCUGAAGUUGACUUGAGAAUCGUUGCCAAUGUUCAAAUAAUUGUGUUCCCCUUAUGUUUGUGGGGUUUAGAGAACGCGGGAGCAGUGUACAUUUCCUCCGCAGCGGUGCAUAUUUUUCCCCUAUAGGCCACUUGAAACGUCCUACCCACAUUUGUACACAAAUGGAUGUUUCUUUAGACUGGAAUGAACAGCGGGAUGGCAAACAGUCAAGGAUUUCGUAGGCGCCAUAAACUCCCAAAAACCUGCAAACAUCUGUUCCUUGUCUCUGCUCACUGCACCAAAACCCCACCUCAGCUGCCUGCACACAUUCUGUGAACGGAGGGUGGUGAGUAUUUCCCCCUCCGGUGCCACUAGAGGUAGCCGUUCCACACCAGCACGGCUGGCAGAUGCAUUGUUCAUUUAUCCGACGUUGCUCUUAUUGGACAUUUUCUGAGCUGUAAAGGUAAAUUAUUACACAUUAAGCAGAUAAGAUGUUAAAAUGUAUUGAAACAGAAGUAGGAAUACGAAAUGAAAAACUGAUCAGCUUGGCUGACGUUGGAACAAUGGCUGUACCUCAAAACAGAUGUGUGUUUCCUUGAACGCCACCAGAUGGCAGUAGUAGUGCUACAGGUAAGACUGAAACAGGGAGCACAGGAUUGCAUCAGAAAGCUCACUCUAUUGCAUAUUUUGGUUUGUAUAGAAGUGACAUCACAUUGGAGUUUCCUUUUUACAGUUUCUCAUUUCAGAAUUGUAUCUUUUAUGUGCCGCCUCUCUUCACCAGGCAGUAAAGGCGCAGACCCCAUCCAUGUGACUUGAGUUCACACUAAUGGAAGGGCCUGAUUGCUCUGAUUCGGGAGGCCGGGCUCAACCAGCUGCAAGCCGGCAGCGUCGCAGGGUUUCUCGACCGGCAGAAUAAACCACCUGCUGGGCGGUGCACUUCGGGGCCAGUGUUCACUGAACACAGACUGGCUGCCCUGUUCCCGGCUCUGCAGACUGCACAGAAGCUUAGGAGGAUACAGUAGAUGGACAUAAUCAAGAGCGCCAUCCAGCAGACGGCCCGGCCUUUAACAGUUUAAAGAAUCAAUUAUUAAAAGGGAAAUGAUCUGUUGCUGUUAAUUUCUCAAUACAUGUUAUUACCCAAGUAAA